GAGUGCUGUGGAUGGCAGGGAGACCAGAUUUGAACAUUCACAGAACAGGACACUCCAGGGGGAGGGACGCCCCACCCUGCACCAUCCACUCCCUCCGACUGGGUGGGGUUGGGUGCGGGUGGCAGUGACACGGCACUGGCUGGGGUGUGUCCCUUUGAACAGACAGCAGCGAACCUUGGCAUGAACUGGCAGCUCAUCGGGAGAGGGACCGUCUCUCACUCUGGCGUGGGCAGCGCCCGGCAAUGGCCCUGGUCCUGACUGGGCCUCUUGGCCCCACUGUAACCCAAAUCAACACUAAUAUGAAUGGUCCUGCUCUUCGGUCUGUGCCAGCACAAAGCCAGAGGCUGAUAUGGCUCCACCCUCCCUGAUCGGAGCCCGGAUGGGCCCUCCUGGGGCUUGUGCAGCAUAGACCCAGCUGAGUGGUUUGGCUGGGACGUCAUGAACUCGGCCCUCCCUGGAUGGGACUCGAGGAGGCUCUGCCGGACCCAAGAGCAGGUGGCCCGGAACUCGGCGUUGUCAUCCCAGCUGGCAAUGACCUCACCCAGCUCAGAACUUCUGAGCCAUUCGGACCCAAACAGCCGGAUGCCGUUUGGAGCAGAACAUUCCAGGGCUAUUUAGACCACAACAUUCUGGUGCCCCUUGGAUCAAACCGUUGGCUCAGGUCAGUUGUGCUCCUGUCUCUGCUGCCUGCACUGUGAGAGUUGGAGAUUUAGCUGGAGAAUUGGACCAGAACCGCCAUCCCUUCCCCAGCAGAGACCCAGACUUUCUGGCUAGUGCUGGGACAGAGACCCCAGCAGGUUCCGAGGACUGUGACAAGCACCAGCCUUAGCCCGAAUCCCCAGAGCCAGGACCAUGGUGCACAAUCAAGGGCUUCCUGCCGAGGCCCCAGAGACGAAUCUUGGAGCUGCCCAGGACGGGUCAGAGUCGCAGAGAUCAAGGGAGUCGCCCCCUCAUCAGGGCGUCUCUGCUGGGAGCCCUGGUGCUGAGAAAACAGCGGAGCAGGGGGUCUCUGCCGCAAGCCCAGUUCAUGAGGAAACAGCAGUGGAGGGGGUCUCUGCCGGAAAGCCUGGUCCUGAGAAAACAGCAGAGGAGGGGGGCUCUGCUCCUGCUGGCCCCAGGGACCAAAGCCAGCAUCCCUCUGCGGCCACAUCUGUCACCAGCCACUCCUCCAUCCGCGGCGUGGAACCCGUGGCCUCCAACCUCCCGUGUGCGCAGCCGCCAUGUGAGUCUCCCAGCUCAGGCGAGAAGAGAAAGCGCUCGGCACGUGGCAGAGAGGCCGAGGAGGAGGCAGAAGAAAAGGCCCUUUAUUAUAUGAAGGUCCAGGCCGUGAACGGCGUCUCGGUGGCCUGGGAGACCGGGGCCGGCUUCGAAGCCAUUAGGAAACGGCCUCGGAUCUUUAAGACCAAGUACAUCGGAGGAGAAAGCUUUGCCGGCUCGGACCUGAGCAGCUCCCACACCAAGUCCGAGCUGGGGGACGUGGACUCGGAGGCAGAGUGCGGCGUUGAGGGGCCGGCAGAGGAGGUGCCGCAGCAGCCGACGGGAGCGCCCCCGGAGUGGCUCCUCACCAUCGAGCAGGGCGUGCGGUGCCUGGCCUGCUGCCGAGUCUUUCCCAGCCUGGAGGCCCUGACCCAGCAUGUUAAGCAGGGGCUGCGCGAAGGCUUCAGCUGCCGCGUGUACUACCGGGUGCUGGGGCAGCUGAGGGCGAGAGACAGGUCCCUGCGGAGACGGCAACGCGGGGGCCGGGGACGCCAGCCACGCGUCCGGGAGUGCAGCAAGUGUGGGGGACAGAUACGGCGCCCACGCAAGGCUGCCAAAUAGGCCUGGCUAGGCCGUGCCGGGGGGUGCCCAGCUGCUGGCUGAGACCGGAAACGACUCUGCCAGAGGACCCCUGAAGCCACAGGGUGGCGAGUGCUGCCAGCAGCAGGUCCGGGGCACACACGCCAGUCGCUGCCCCCGGCUAGGAAGCCCUGCCCGCUCCCGGCUUGCCAGCCAGACCCGAUCUCCACCUGAGGCCAGGACAACGAGCUCUGGGACUCGCCGUGAUACGCCCGGGUCCCUGCUUGGGAGAGACCAGCGCUAUGAGCAUCAGGGCUGAGAACUGGCAGCUCCAGCAGCGCCAGGCCAACUGCAUCCCAGCCCAGCACUCCAGACCCGCCCCGGGCUCCCCUGUCCCGGGGCCAACAGGCCGAACCGGAGCUGCCGGGCUCCCUCCCCUCCCCCAGCCCGGCCGGAAGAGCAACCCGCAGCUCCCGCAGCAAGGCCCUGCGGAUGCCAGCAGAGCCCCAGACAGCAACGCCGGGCCCCACCCCUCCAUAGGGCUCUGGCCGACCCGGACCAGCCACCAACGACGGGGAAAGAACUGACGGCAUCAGCCAGCCCUCUCCCUGCCAGGCCCCAGCCUAAAGCCUGGGCCGCCGGCCGCCCAGAGGGAUGGAGGGUCGGUAGCAGAUCCGCGUCCUUAGAGACGCACACGGACUCCAGCCCAUCGACGGGAGGAUGGUGAUGGGAAGACGUCUCUCUGCAGCAUCCCCAGAGAUGGACGCACAGGGCGGAUACAACACACAGCCCCUGAAGGCUGAGCCCUGGCCUCUGCCCCACAGAACAGCGAGCUGGGAGGCGCCCCGCCGGCACAGACAUCAGCUAAGUGACUUACUUUGGGGGUUCCCGUCUGGGGGGGGGAUGCCCUGGGGUCACGGAGCAUCUCAGGGGCUUGUGAGCUAGGGCAGGGAGCUAAAUGGUCUGGGCAAGGGGCUGGAGGUCAGGAAGGCGAAUG
Molecule: messenger RNA, 2773 nt
Organism: Mauremys mutica (yellowpond turtle)
Lineage: Eukaryota; Metazoa; Chordata; Testudines; Geoemydidae
Product: protein FAM170B-like
Exons: 3
Coding region: 853-1818 (321 amino acids)
Biological process (GO): fertilization
Source: RefSeq, a predicted model, not a curated record